Molecule: messenger RNA, 1844 nt
Organism: Centropristis striata (black sea bass)
Lineage: Eukaryota; Metazoa; Chordata; Actinopteri; Perciformes; Serranidae
Gene: rab31
Product: RAB31, member RAS oncogene family
Exons: 7
Coding region: 101-685 (194 amino acids)
Molecular function (GO): GTP binding; GTPase activity
Source: RefSeq, a predicted model, not a curated record
CCCAAGAAGAGGGGAAAAAAUCAGAGUUUCAAGCAUGACGAGACAAAGACACUGAGUGAACACAGACAAAUAAUGAUUUAAAAAACUUUCAUCACUCACCAUGGCCAUAAGGGAGCUCAAAGUUUGCCUUUUAGGGGACACUGGAGUUGGGAAAUCCAGCAUUGUUUGCCGAUUUGUUCAGGAUCACUUUGACCACAAUAUAAGUCCCACAAUAGGAGCAUCGUUCCUCACCAAAACAGUGCCAUCUGGGAAUGAACUACACAAAUUUCUGAUCUGGGAUACAGCCGGACAGGAAAGGUUUCACUCUUUAGCACCUAUGUACUACCGAGGAUCGGCGGCUGCUGUCAUCGUCUAUGACAUUACUAAAUUGGACUCUUUCCAGACACUGAAGAAGUGGGUGAAGGAACUGAAAGAACACGGUCCGGAGGACAUCGUUGUAGCCAUAGCAGGAAACAAGAAUGAUUUAGGAGACAUCAGGGAAGUUCCUAUGAAGGAAGCAAAGGAGUUUGCUGAAUCAAUUGCAGCUAUUUUCAUCGAGACUAGUGCCCGAAACGCUGUCAAUGUUGAGGAGCUCUUUCAGAAAAUAAGUAAACAGAUCCCACCGCUGGAGAAUCCUGAAGAGGAGGUUGGUGAGUCCUUUAAACUCACUCGGCAGCCUCCUCCGUCCACCAGGAGAUGCUGCUAGUACCAACAGUGGCUGAUGAGAUUACUUUUCUUGAGCACCAGGGACCCCACCGGCACAGCACACAGUCCACACAGUGUCUUAGUCCUGGGAAAGACACCACAAGACAAGACAAGACAUUGGACAGACAGAGGUCAGCUUGCACGUGUGGUCAACUGCAACAUGAAACAACAUUAUUAUACGGAUCAUUGCACAUUUAUUUCAUUUAAUUGUAGCGGCUUCGACUCUGAUGAGAUCUGUGAGGAGAAAGCUUUUAGUUUGUCCCCCUCAGGUGGUGUUUUGCCUGAAUUACAUUAAGAUUUCUUUCUCACACAGCUCAUUCUAAAGAAGCAUUUCCAAAAGUAACUCUAAAAUUCAGCACACACUUUUCAAAGCCGGGUUUUGACUUUUGAUGCUUCAUUUUUAGAGUCAACUGCUCUGUAGAUUCUCAUUGCACUGUGGCUCUUAAAUGGCAAACAUAAAAAAAUGAAGGUUUUUAUCUGAAUUUUUUUUUUAAAGCUACACUAGUCUUCUCAUGUAGCUUUCAUGUACAUGUAUACAUCACUCUUGUAUAGAAUUAAAUUGGAGCAUUUUGAGGUUGUUGAGAAGAUCAAAUCUCAUUUCUGUAGCUCGAAUGCAGCGGCUUUACAUUCCACUUCGUCAUGUGUUUUCACGCACAUCAACUGUAUAAGGGUUUAACUGUAAUGCUGCAGAGCGAACAGCUUAGAGGCCUAAAUCUUAAUUACAGUAUGACACCCCCCUGUUGAAACACUGUGACAAAUACUCAAAUUGUUUACAUGGUGACUUGUUGAAGAUGUUUUCUACAUGCUGAAAUGUGUGAUUUCACGACAGGGAAUGACUGUAUAGCACGUGUAUUUUUUACCUGAGAAAAGGGUUACAUUUAUACUGUUAAGAAGAGAAAAGACCUGCAUGUAUUUUACUCUAAACAUGUCUAAGGCUGUUGAAGUUACAAAAGGGCUGUGCUAUAUAUACUAACCAAAACUCUAAAAGAACAAAUGGGAAUAAAGCCCAAAACCAGUUAAUUUAGCUUGAUUGGUUUAGAGGGAAAAUGGUAACAAUGAGAUUAAUCCUUAGCCCAGUUGUGUAAACUGAGAUUAUGUGUAUUUUUACUGCUGCCUCUUUGGCAGUAGUGCCCUUGGAUUUGACCACUUCAGAUGUAUAA